AUGUGGAGGACGACUUUGGUUGGCUCCUUUGUGGGCAAGAAAUUAGCUUUUCCCGUUGUGAAUUCUAUUGCGCAUAAAUUGUGGGGCAAAUUUGGUCUUCAGGAGGUUUUAUCCUCAGAUGCUGGGUUCUAUUUUUUCAAGUUUGAUUCACUCCGUCAAGCUCUUUUAGUUCUUGAAGGAGCGCCUUGGCAUAUGGCUAACAGGCCACUUAUUCUGAAGCGUUGGGAACCUAAUAUGACUCUGGCUAAGGAGAAUCUACGUUGCAUUCCUGUUUGGGUGAAGCUUUAUAAUAUUCCCUUUGAGUACUGGACAACGAAGGGAUUGAGUCAUGUAGCUAGUGCUGUGGGGCGUCCUUUACGGGCAGAUGUGAUCACUCUUACAUGUAAACGUCUCAGCUAUGCACGUGUUUGUGUUGAGAUUAAUGCAUUGGAUGAGUUAGUGGAGGAAUUCGAUUUCCGUUGUGCGAAUGGGGAUUGGAUAACUAUUCGUGCUGAGUUUGAAUGGGUUCCAAUUAAAUGUUCGAAGUGUGGGGUAUUUGGCCACAAUUGCUCUUCUCAAACCAUGCCUAGUGAGAGUAAGGGUAAGCUUGCCAAGAUUUGGGUUGCUAAAGAUAAGGCUGGACAAAGUGGUGUAGCUAAUGAGAAACCACCUAUUGAGGAUGAAUGGACCCAUGUCUCACAUAAAAGUGGUGUAGCUAAUGAGAAACCACCUAUUGAGGAUGAAUGGACCCAUGUCUCACAUAAGAGAAAGUCGAUAGCUAGUGUUGAUAAUGGGGUUGCUGUACCUAUUUCUAAGGAGGUCCAGGGAGAGGUUGAUCUGGUGGUUGCCAAUGUGGCUCAUGAGGUGUCAUUUGUGCCUAUUGAGACUUCUCAAAUUGGGGAAGAAGGUGAAGUUUCUCCAGAUCCUCUUGCCACUCUAGAUGAAGAUGAUAGUGAUACUUCCGUUCCUCAGUCUAACACGUUAGCUAUGAAAGCUAGAGAUUCACUUCAGAAAAAGAAGAAUGGGUCAAGAGGCAAACAUAAGAAAGGCAAAAAGCAUCACUCCCCUAGGGGAGUGGAAACUAAAGUUAAGGAGAAGAAUCAAAAUAAGGUGGGGAAUGCCAUCUUCAACUCUUGGAGUGUCCUUUCGAAUUAUAAUUGUUCUCCGAUUGGUAGAAUUUGGGUUUGUUGGAAUCCAAUUGAUGUAGAUGUCUUGUUGGUAGGUUGCUCUGCUCAAGCUAUCCAUGUUCGUGUAAAUGCAUGUAAUGGUAAAUGGAGUUGUGUGGUGUCAGUGGUAUAUGGGGAUAAUAUCCCAGUUAAGCGUGUUGAUCUAUGGGAUGAUUUCAUAGCUAGGUAUGGAGGUUUUGCACACUUGCCAUGGGUGGUCAUGGGGGACUUCAAUUCUGUUGUCUCCCCUUCAGAAGUGGCAGGUGGUUCUUCUUCUUGGCCUGCAUGGCAAGAUGAUCUUGGGAAUUGCAUGACAACAGUGGGGUUGGCCGAUUUAAAGUUUGAUGGUUGUUUAUAUACAUGGUCUAAUAAGCAGGUAUCUGAUCCUACUCUCAAGAAACUAGAUCGUGUAUUGGUGAAUUCGAAGUGGGAGGAGGAAUUUUCGGGAUCGUCAGCUACAUUUCUAACUGCUGGUGUGUCGGAUCAUUUGCCUAUGGUUGUGAAGGUUGCAGAGUUACCACGUAGGAAGAUUCCAUUCCGCUUCUUUGAUUAUUGGAUGGAUCAUUCGGAUUUCUUUCCUUUGGUGGCUCAGGUUUGGGGUGAAUCAGUAGUGGGUACCCCUAUGUUUUGUCUGUGUUCGAAGUUGAAGAAGCUAAAGCUUGCCUUGAAAGACUUUAAUAAGGAGCAUUUUUCAGAACUUCCUACGAGAGUUACUCAAGCUCGAAUUGAUAUAGAGCAUGUUCAGUGUUUGAUUCAGCAAUCUCCUUUGGAUUCGUCUCUACAUAGGGAGGAGGCUCGAUUACAAAAGAAACUUUAUGAGUUGAGCAGGGCCGAAGAAGGUUUUUUGAGACAAAAAGCUCGUGUUAAGUGGCUGAAUUUAGGCGACCAGAACACUGCGUUCUUCUUCAAGGCUAUGAAAAGUCAUUAUGGCAAGAGUAAGGUGGUUUCUAUUUGUAAAGACGAUGGUACUAGAGUGGAGGAGCUGCAUGCGGUCAGUGAAGUCAUUGUUGCGUUUUAUCAAAACCUCCUUGGUCAGUAG
Messenger RNA from Olea europaea var. sylvestris, 2184 nucleotides. RefSeq lists its product as uncharacterized. Gene Ontology annotation, molecular function: catalytic activity. Lineage: Eukaryota; Viridiplantae; Streptophyta; Magnoliopsida; Lamiales; Oleaceae. The record is from RefSeq and is a predicted model, not a curated record. Bases 1 to 2184 code for a protein of 727 amino acids. The transcript has 3 exons.